Symbiodinium natans is the source of this 2394-nucleotide messenger RNA. The record is from the annotation of a GenBank genome assembly. Lineage: Eukaryota; Dinophyceae; Suessiales; Symbiodiniaceae.
AUGGCGGCCGAAAUGCCUUUCCAGCAUUCACGGAUCCUCCUAUCCACAGGCAUCGACAUGCACUACGUGCACAUGGCGCCGCCCUCGCCAGCCAAGGGCACCGUGCUUUGCGUGCAUGGCUUCCCAGACACCUGGUACGGCUUUCGGCAUCAGAUACGGGCCCUGGCGUCCCACGGCUGGAACGUCCUGGUGCCCGACCAGCGAGGAUAUGGAGAGACUUCGGCGCCUCUGGGCGACCCUGGGAGGUACUGCAUGGAGGAGGUCUGCGGAGACAUGUGCGCGCUGCUGGAUGCGUUGGGCAUCGCCAGUGUGGUGCUUCUUGGGCACGACUGGGGUGGCACUCUGGUGUGGAACAUGGCCCAGCAGCAUCCCAGCCGCGUGCUCGCUGUGGCGUCCGUCUGCACCCCCUUCUUUCCGAACAACCCGGAGAGGAAUCCCUGGGAGAAGAUGCGUGUGAGCCCUGGACGCUUCGACUACCAGGUGUGGUUCCAGUCUGCGGCAGCAGAGGCCGAGCUUUCCGCGGAUCCAUACUACUCAGUGAAGUGCACGAUAAGGGGGACUGAUGCAGAUGAUUUGAAGCGCCUCUUGGACGCCGCCGACCGAGAGCUGAUCGCCCAAGCGCCCACGGUGAAAGGUGGGAUUCUGAAAGGCAUGCCGCCCAAGGCCCAAUGCCCCCGUUCGGAGAUCCUUUCGGAGGAGGAGCUGCGAUACUACGCCGCGCAGUUCACGCGGUCGGGCUACUUCGGCCCCCUGAGCUGGUAUCGCAACGUUGAGCGUAACUGGAGGUGGAUGUGUUCCACGGCCGGACAGAAGGUCCUACAGCCGGCGCUGAUCCUCUCUGCGGGCCGCGACCCGACCCUGAAGGCGAGCAUGGUGGAGUCGCUGAAGAUGAAGGAGUGGAUUCCGGGGCUUGUGCACCGGCACAUUGAGGAGAGUGGCCACUGGGUGCUGCAGGAGAAGCCAGAAGAUGCCAACAAGUACAUUUGCGACUGGUCCACUGGAGGGGACGAAGAGGUUGUGGAAGAGCCCGCGCCGCCUGCCGGGGCCUUUGGGGAAGAAGCCGAUGAAGUGCAGCUGCAGGCGCUGAGCCCGCACGUGCUUCGGCACGCCGAGAGCAUUCGCAUCACGAACGACUCGCUGUUCCCAGCAAACGUACGUCUGGGCCUGGCAUCCGCUGGCGGAGACUUUGCCGUCGGGGACGACAUCAAAGGCCCCUCGCCAUUCAUCGUGGAGCCGGACAACAUCAAGCUUGGCGUGCAUCAGGAUGCCGAGGUCAAGAUCUGGUGCUUCCCGCCGGAGAAGGGCGUCUACAACGAUCGGAUCGUGGCGCGUAUCGAGCACAACCCGGAGCCGGUCGCCUUCAACCUCUGCGCCGUGGGUGAAGUGCCGGCGCUGUCGCUGGAGAAGGAGGAGGUGGACUUCGGCCGGCUGAUGAUGAACAUCCGGGCCGACGACCAGCGUGUGAAGAUCAAGAACGAGAGCUCCGUGCCCGUGCGCUGGCAGCUGCUCUGCAAGGACUCCAAGGUCCUCGCCGAGGAGAAGGCCGAGAAGGUUGAGAAGGUGGAGGGCGAGGAGGGCGAGGAGGCUCCUCAGCUUCCACCAGGGCCGCGGCUGCCCGAGGAGAUCGUGGUGGAGCCGACGGAAGGACUCUUGUCUGGCAACGAGGAGCGCGACAUCCGCCUGAGCUUCCGGUCUGCCCGGGCCGCGCAGUUCAGCGCCGCGCUACUCCUGGAAAGCCGCGAUGCCGAAGGCUUGAACGGCUGGCAGCAGGCCGCCAAGCUGAGCGUGGCCGCCGAGUCCUUCGCAGUGGAUGCAGUGAUCGAGCCCGAUCCACGUGAGGUGGCCCUGGACUUCGGCACUGUCCUCGUGCACAGCAGUGUGCAGCGCACCUUCGACAUUGUGAACCGCGGCAAGUUCCCUGUGCGCUUCGAGCUGGCCAUUCGCCGGGCUCUUCGCGAGCUGCUGCAGAUCGACGAGCCGAAGGCGGAACUUCAGCCAGGCGAGCGCAAGUCCAUCACAGUGACCUGCAACUCUGGCCGCGUCUUCGAGACCUCCAGUGAGGGCAUCGCCUUGCAGAUCUUUGACCAGCUGAGCGGCGAGUCCGUCGACCACCGGAUCCCGCCCAUGCGCGUGGCGCUGACGGCGGUCUACAACACCUUCCAGGUCACUCCACCACGGGGUCUCAACUUCGGCCCCGUGGAGAAGGGGGAGACGCAAACCCGGACCUUCACGAUCCGAAACAACGGCAUCUUCGCCUUCGACUGGAGCCUCUUUGACUGGGCGGAUCCGCCGACCUUCGGCGAGGAUGGCCGGCCGGCCCCGAAGGACAAGGUGGCUGCUGGACCUUUCCAGGUCAAGCCGACGCCGGGUCGGCAGUACGUUGUGUGGGUAUGA